Molecule: messenger RNA, 1117 nt
Organism: Annulohypoxylon truncatum
Lineage: Eukaryota; Fungi; Ascomycota; Sordariomycetes; Xylariales; Hypoxylaceae
Exons: 4
Coding region: 557-1033 (158 amino acids)
Source: RefSeq, a predicted model, not a curated record
GAGUGUUUACCUAGAUAUAUAAUUGCCUAAGUACUUGUCUAUGUAGCAGAUUACUAGGUAGAGUAUUAUAUGUAAAAGAUACAUACCUAGGUCUCCUACUCACCUAGGUAAUCUACAUUGUGAACCAGGCAAUUCGGAGGUAGAUAUUUGGAUGGUGCAAGGCCGUGUUAUUAAUACAUGGUGUGCUUAAUCUGACAGGCUCUAGGACUAACCUUUACUCCAAGCUGAGGAAUUCUGGUUUUCAAAACCACAUGUCUAAGUACCUAUAUUCCGGUCAGCCAGGAUUUCAGCCUCGAAGAGAGGAGGCCAACCGCAGUAACGCCAGACUGCAUGUGGUGAAACCCUUUUUCAUAGAACUCGGCUUCUCUGUUCCGUAUCUACCUUUCUUCUAAUAAUUACCUGAUCCUCGACCUAGUUCCUGUUGCCCACUGCCCAGGACAAAAUUUAUAAUCUUCUUGAUUAAAUUAACAUCACAAGUGUUUUCCAGCCAAUCGUGAACGAUUAGGCAUUGAGCGACAUGACCUUUUGACAAAAUUACUAGAUAACUGAAGAGACUAUGUCAUCUGGUAGUCCGCUUAACAUGGGUCAGGGAACAUGUUAUUGCGGGUUGCCAACUCCGCACCAAUUCAUAGCACCAAUAACUCAAGAGACGAGACAGCCAGAUCUCAAAUUUGGGUAUAUGGCCGUCUUUUGUCCAGAAUACAGAUGUGGCUUCAUCCAGAAAUGGCACUGCCCCGAAGUAACAAGCCAGUUCAAUGAGAAGCAGCACGCGAGGUACUACAACCAGGCACAAGACACAAGCUAUGAUCGUGUAUCUACCCAAGGUAGUGGUCAUCAUAUUGGCAAUACUAUAGUCUACCACCAGGAUUUCAAUUUCGGCAACCUACGAGAUUAUAGCAGUCUACUUCCAUCUUUUCACGCUGGACAGUCGAACUUCGGGAUACUGAGAGACAAUAGUACCAAGAUCUUUCCAGUGUUUCUAAGGCCAGAUUACGGACCCAACAGAUUCGGUUAUGGUAGUUACCAAGCUUAGAAUUGAUAACCCCUUUGAAUAAAGCAAAACAAUACUCUUAUGAAUUUGGCACACUACCUGCUUUAAUAAUAACAUAAUAUGUAC